CUCUCCUUCCGGAGUUUCCCCUCAGCAACAGCUGCUGCCUCCCCCCUCACAGCUCUUCCUCCGCGGCCGCCAUGUUGGCUCGGGAUGGUGAAGCGGGGCUCCUCUAAGGGCUUGUGAGCGAGCCUGAAAGCCCUCCAUGGAGCUCCUGGAGCGGGGCUGAGCGGCCCCUUCCGAGGCGGAAUUAUUCAGGCCCGCCGAGGAGCCGUCUCCGUCAGGCAGAAAGGACCAUGGGGUGUAUUAAAAGUAAAGAAGAUAAAAGUCCUACCAUGAAAUAUAGGACUGAAAAUCCUCCAGACCCUAUUACAUCUCAUGCCAGCCAUUAUGGAUCUGAUUCAGCACAAACAAACCAGACACCUGCAACAAAGGGAUCCUCAGUUAAUUUUAACAGCCAUUCCAUUACUCCUUUUGGUGGACCAUCUGGUGUGACACCUUUUGGAGGAGCAUCUUCCUCAUUUCCAUCUGUGCCAUGUCCUUACCCUAGUGGCUUAACAGCUGGUGUUACUAUUUUUGUGGCCUUAUAUGACUAUGAAGCCCGAACUACAGAUGACCUUUCCUUCAAGAAGGGUGAACGGUUUCAGAUAAUCAAUAACACGGAAGGAGACUGGUGGGAAGCAAGAUCUAUUGCAACAGGAAAGAGUGGCUACAUUCCCAGCAAUUACGUAGCCCCUGCAGACUCCAUUCAAGCAGAAGAAUGGUAUUUUGGUAAAAUGGGCAGGAAAGAUGCAGAAAGAUUACUUUUAAAUCCUGGGAACCAACGUGGCAUUUUCUUAGUUCGAGAAAGUGAAACCACAAAAGGUGCUUACUCCCUUUCAAUUCGUGACUGGGAUGAGAUUAGAGGUGAUAAUGUGAAACACUACAAAAUUAGAAAACUUGACAAUGGUGGAUAUUAUAUAACAACUAGAGCACAGUUUGAAUCUUUACAAAAGCUUGUUAAACACUAUACAGAUCAUGCUGAUGGCCUGUGCCAUAAAUUGACAACAGUGUGCCCAACUGUGAAACCUCAAACACAGGGCUUAGCAAAAGAUGCCUGGGAAAUUCCUAGAGAAUCAUUACGGUUAGAGGUUAAGCUUGGUCAGGGAUGCUUUGGUGAGGUCUGGAUGGGGACAUGGAACGGAACUACAAAAGUAGCAAUCAAGACACUAAAACCUGGUACAAUGUUGCCAGAAGCUUUCCUCCAAGAAGCCCAGAUCAUGAAGAAACUAAGACACGAUAAACUUGUCCCGCUCUAUGCUGUUGUGUCUGAGGAACCAAUCUACAUAGUGACAGAAUUCAUGACAAAGGGUAGCUUACUAGACUUUCUUAAGGAAGGAGAAGGGAAGUAUUUAAAGCUUCCACAGUUGGUGGAUAUGGCUGCUCAGAUUGCAGAUGGUAUGGCCUACAUUGAAAGAAUGAACUACAUUCAUAGAGACCUUCGGGCAGCUAACAUUCUUGUAGGAGACAACUUGGUGUGCAAAAUUGCAGACUUUGGCCUAGCAAGAUUAAUAGAGGACAAUGAAUAUACUGCCAGACAAGGGGCCAAAUUUCCAAUUAAGUGGACAGCACCUGAGGCUGCAUUAUAUGGUCGGUUUACAAUUAAAUCAGAUGUCUGGUCUUUUGGAAUUUUGUUGACAGAGCUUGUAACAAAAGGUCGUGUCCCAUAUCCAGGCAUGGUGAACCGAGAAGUUUUGGAACAAGUGGAACGUGGCUAUAGAAUGCCUUGUCCCCAAGGAUGCCCUGAAUCUCUCCAUGAAUUAAUGAAACUAUGCUGGAAGAAAGAUCCUGAUGAAAGACCAACUUUUGAAUACAUUCAGUCUUUCUUGGAAGAUUAUUUCACAGCUACAGAACCACAGUACCAACCUGGAGACAAUUUAUAAUUUCACAUCUUACAUACCAUGAAUAGAUCUGCCAAAUGUAAAAUAUUUUCAAAAAAGAAUACCCUUGUUCAUUAGAAGGACUGAGAAAGCAAAUUGCCAGUUGCAUGCUCUCAGUGGCUAGCAAACGGGAAUUUCAAAAUACGGUUGCGGAAAACCCCCUUUCAAGUGUUAUAGUCAAAACGUAUCAAUGAGAUAAUAUUUUUCUCCCCUAUUAUGUGAGGGUCCAAAAGGAGCAUAUAGAUAAAAAUGGGUGAAAUUUUAACAUUACCGUUAAAAAAGGCCUGUUUUGUAUGAAAUGGUAAGCUAAGAAUCUCAGGAAGCCUGGUUUCUUGUAUUAUCAGCAGUGUGUUAAUACACAUUACCUGGUCAUUCCUAUUGGCAGGAGGAGCUAUUGCCUCUAGUUUGUUGGAAUUUAAACCAGAGAAGUACUUUCAAAUGAGAGAGUUCAACAGUAUAUUCCAGCACACCACUUUUCCUCCAUGAACCACGGUUUCUGCAGAUGCCUGGCUGUCAUGUUAUGAAACCAUGACUGAAGAGUAGAGCUGCUAAUACAAUUUUUACUUUUAUUUUUUUCUCUCUUCAAACGUUUUACCUUAUGGCAGCACCAGUAAUUAUAUAAAUAUCAGAAUGGAAAUGUUGGAAGAAUAAUGAAGAAAGUUGAUGGGACCAAUCAAUUCCAGGUUUUUUUUUUCCCGGAGUAAAAUAAGAGUAGUUUAUUCAUUGAAUUGAGAUCAAUACAACCCUAAUUUUGAGCUUCAUUUUAGUUAGGGUGGAAAAAAGUAUUCUUUAUAAAAUCAAAAAGAAAUUAUGAUAAACUUGAUUAAAUGCUAGACCUCAGUAGUGGAACUGAAGAGCAUAAUGCACUGUGUCAAUACUUUAUGUUAAUAGAACUGGAAAGUAGCAUAUGGGAAUUGAUUUUUUCUUGCCUAGUUUAAUUAAGAAUGAUGAAGGUAACUACAGAAUGAAUUAAUGUUUUAUAUGUAUUAAUGGAGAAUAGUGUUCAAACUUGAAACCAUAAAAAUGCAAUCAGAGGUAAAUCCCCUUAGUCUUUCACGAUACGACCUUUCAGUGUGAUAUUUCCAGUGUAACAUAGCUCUCAGCUCUGUGCUUAAGGGGCCUCUUUUAGAAGAGAUAAAUCUGGAAAAGGGAGAAAUGUGAUCAAUAUUAAUUAGUAUGUCCAAAGUAAAAAUGCCAUAGAUUCAGGGAUUCAUUUGAUUGCACUUCUUCCUUUCUUAAAAAGAUAUAUAUACUCGGCAACAAGGACAAUGCAUUUAUGAAAAACUAAGGCGCCCAGUGGGUUGGAGCCAAAACUGAUCUUUCAAAACUAGAAAAGCUCCUUAUGUUGAUGGGAAGGAUCCACUUCGCAUUCUCUUCUGGAUCUAUCUCAUGCUGCCUUGUACACAGUUCACUUAUUCUCCAAAGCAGGUCUUCAGAGUCAUAAGGAAUGGCAUUGGAAGGAAGAAGUUGUGGAAAUGCUUGCCUGUAUCUUUAAGAUCAUCCAGUUGCUAGAGUCCCACAGUGUGGUUUUGGCCCAUCCCAUUGUAGUUCCUAUUGAGUUCAUGGAGGCAAAUCAGAGAUUGAUACUUAGCCCUCACAUACUAUAGCCAGACUCCAACCCAACUGGUAUGCAUGAGAACUGGGUUUGUACUGUUCUUUCUUAAAAGUCAAAAUCCCACCAAAAAGUUGUUAAAAAUGGAAUUGAGAUGAGCCUGGAUCCAGUUUAUCUUCUCGGAUCCCACUAACUGGUCAGAUAAUAGUGGUAAACAUUUCCUUCCAAGAGUUCAACAUUUGUCUUGGACUUUAUGUGCCAUUCCCCAUGGAUUAGAGUGCAGAAGCCUUCUAUACAUGCAUUACCCCCAGAUAUAAUGGGAAAUAAGAUUCUACCAUACCUUCUGACAUAUCAAGCAAUAACAUUCCUGGGGUAAUGUGUGGUUUCCAGGCUGUGUGGUCAUGUUCUAGUAGCAUUUUCUCCUGGCGUUUCGCCAGCAUCUGUGGCUGGCAUUUUCAGAGGGUCAGAACUCCAUUUAAAUCCCCUUGAAAGGUUAACCGUGAAUGAGUUAUGUGUAUGCCAGCCUCUGAAGAUGCCAGGCACAGAUGCAGGCAAAACGCCAGGAGAAAAUGCUGCUAGAACACAGCCAUACAGCCUGGAAACCACACAACACCUCGGUGAUUCCGACCAUGAAAGCCUUUGACAAUAAAAUGCUUUUCGGCAUCAUUAGAAUUUGCCGGUCACAUUUAAGAUAUGUUUUGCACUGCAAAAGUUUUCUAUGAAAAUUGUUCUCAUAUUAUCAGACAAAUCAUACAGAUUUGGUUCUGAUGAAACAACUAUGCCUGUUCAGGAGUUAUGAAUUAUCUCAGAAUUAUUUUUAUAAAAUAGUGCAAUCAUGUUGCAUUUUCUCUUAUCGUUUGUAUUUCCCGAACUUUGAAAUUUUUAAGGGCUUUAUGUAGAAAAUAAUUAAAUAUGGGAUUGUAUUUUUUUCUCUGUGUUAGAAUGAGUAAUGCAAGUAUGUUUGUGUAAUAAUUCAAAACACCAGAAAGUCAUUCUUGUAUUGAUUGGGUUUUAAUUAACAAAUGAAACAAUUCAUUGUAACAGCAUUUGUAUAGAAAAGGUAUCUAAAGAGCACUAAUUUAAUGAAAAAAUUAUUAUGCAUUUUUGAACUACAAGAUCAGCUUCCAUAUCUGUGAUUUUUCUGAUAGUAUUUUACCUCAAUACUUUGAUGGGAACUUAUUUUGGCAAAUAAGAACUCUGUUGAAACACUUUUUAUAAAUAGUAUGUUUAAAAGUGUAAUUAUUUUUAUAAAGCAUGGUGUUAAAUAAUGUUUUGCAGGAUUGAUUUGAAAUUACAUUUACCCUAAUUACAGAAGCUUAUUUUUUAAGAAAAAUAUAACCUGGAAAGUUUCCAGGCUUCUUUGUUAACACUAAUAUGUAAUUUCCUGAGAAAAGGUCCAUCUGAACUUAAGUGUGGUUGAACAUCACAUCUUCAUAAUGGGAUGAUUGUUUUAAACUCUGGAAGACUUUGAUCUCAGCUGUUUUAUUUUGCAUUAUUUUUAAUAGAUGAGAAGAUUUUCAGAGCACAUUUUGCAAGUGUCAUGAUUUACUACUUAGAUUUUUUUUCCCCUAGGGUACAAGAGCUGUUUUUCAGAGAGAAUUUAUUAAUCCUGAUUGAAAACCUGUAAGACAGAUUCUGAACAAUCCCUUUCCCAUUAAUUAUUGCUCAACACUAAUGAUGAUUUUGCUGUAUCUGCAUGAGGCACUUUGUUACACUGAACAUAGUAAUUAAUGUGUAUACUUUUCAUUGAUUUGCCAGAUACAAGGUGCAUCAUCUACUCUGGAGUUGCAAUUUGACACCACUUGAAUUGCCAUGGCUCAGUGCAAUGGGAUUGUGGGAGUUGUCGUUCACUCUUUGCCAGAAAAGACUAGAGACCUUGGAAAACUACAACUCUUGUGAUUCCAUAGCAUUGAGCCAUGGCAGUUCAAGUGGUGUCAAAUUGCAUUAAUUUCUGUAGUGGAGAUGCAUCCAGUGACCGAAAAACAAUACUCCUUGGUCUGGCUCCAAGGAGAUAGUAUCUGGACUAUUAAUUCCAAGCAACAGCAAAUGCCAGGGGAAGGGAGGAUUUUGCAUUUAACAGCAGUCAUCUGAGAGAUGAGAUGUUUAUAUUUUAAGUGGAUUGCUGAAUUGGAAGCAUCUAAGCACAAUAAACUACCAUAUUUCUUCAAUUCUAAGACAUAAUCAAUUAUAAGACAAACACUAAUUCAGUACCAACAUUAGAAACAAAGCAAGCUUGUUUUCGCUGCCCUGGAGACUAGGACACAGAGCAAUGGUUUUAACCUACAGGAAAGGAGAUUCCACCUGAACAUUAAGAAGAACAUUCUAACUCUGAAAGCUGUUCAGCAGUGGAACUCUCUGCCCCAGAGUGUGGUGGAGACUCUUCUUUGGAGGCUUUUAAACAGGCUGGAUGGCCAUCUGUCAGGGGUGUUUUGAUUGUGUUUUUCCUGCAUGGCAGGGGGUUGGACUGGAUGGUCCAUGAAGUCUCUUCCAACUCUGAUUCUGUGAUAUUUAAAAAAAAAAACACCUGCAUGUUCAGAGGUGUUUAUAUGGGAGAAAGUGCAUCUUAGAAUUGAAGAAAUGCAGUAUUUUGUUUUACACAGUCUCAGUUACCAUUUUCUUGUGCGGCUCCUAUUCAUUUCAUUUGGGGCUUGCGGUGGGAACAUUCCCGAUAGGUUAUGCCUCUGGGUAUAAUUGGUCAGCCACUAUAUUUUUACAUACAAACACUCUUCAUUUCGAAUACAGUUUGUUGCGUUGUGUCCCAUGUCUUCUGCCACAGCUUCAUUGAUCAGCCAGCCUUGUACAGCUAGUCCCAACAUCUCCAGUGUACAGAAGUGCCAUUGUGUAUUAUGACUUUAGGACUGAGGGGAUACUGUUUUCUACACAUCCGAGAUGCAAACUUUUUACAUGUUUUCAACUACUACGUUUGUUGUAUUUUCAGCACUUCCUGUACUGUAACCAUGGUUAAUCAUUUGAGGAUGAUUUUGGUAUUUUAAUGGAAACCGUUAUUGUAACAUUUCUGAUCGAAACUGUAGUGCAAGCCUUGUCUAUCGGUUUUAUUGGAGAUACAUUGUGUGGUAACUUUCCAAUUUUUUGUUUUGUUUGGGUUUUCCUAUCAUGCUGUGUUCACAGGCUUAAAUAUUUUUGAAUAUUUUAUUACUUUUGCAUAAUUAAACUUUCCAAAGUUU
Anolis sagrei ordinatus is the source of this 6587-nucleotide messenger RNA. It is a transcript of the gene YES1, whose product is annotated as YES proto-oncogene 1, Src family tyrosine kinase. Gene Ontology annotation, biological process: cell surface receptor protein tyrosine kinase signaling pathway; innate immune response; protein phosphorylation. Gene Ontology annotation, cellular component: extrinsic component of cytoplasmic side of plasma membrane. Lineage: Eukaryota; Metazoa; Chordata; Lepidosauria; Squamata; Anolidae. Gene Ontology annotation, molecular function: non-membrane spanning protein tyrosine kinase activity; signaling receptor binding; ATP binding. The record is from RefSeq and is a predicted model, not a curated record.